AUGGCGGACCCUGAAUCAUCUCCGGAAAGGUUAUCGCUUGUAUCCUUUCAGACUGCACUUUGCAUCGUCCCUCCACGGCAUCUGUGGCAGGAUAUCGACCGUCUCAGGUCUCUAUACGAUCAGGCAUACGGCAGGUGGCCGCCACAUAUCAAUCUUCUUUACCCGUUUGUCGCAGCAGACCAAUUGCCAGUCGCCUCUAAACUCAUACAAGAUGCGUUGAGCGUUUUAAACCAGUCUUCAGAGUCCAGCAAGAUUCAUCUGCAAUCGGGGCCAGCUGGCUACUUUCGCAUCCGUGGACGCAACCAUACCAUCCAUCUCACACUAAAAGACGAAUCAAAGGCCCAACUCGUCAAAUUUAGGACUUCUGUUCUCGAAUCUCUCGGACAGCAUGGCCUAGAGGAGCGUCAGUACUGCCCACAUCUUACCGUCGGCCAGACAAAACCAGACGAUGACCUGCGAGACUUCUUACUUGAUAAAGUCAAUAAGCUGCCCGCUAUCCAAUGCGACCUUGGGCACCUCGUAAUUCUCCAUCGUGAGAAGGAGGGAGGUCCCGGCGGAACGAGCAGGAUGGUGAUAUGGGAUGCAAUCGAUCUAUCCGGAAACAACAUGUCGAAUUCCGAGGAGCUUUCUCGGCUGUACAGCGGGAUUUCGCUGCAUGGCCUGGAAACAGCUCUUGAUGAACCAAGUCACAGUGUACCCACGGAGCCUAUGACUACUUAUGAAUUUUCGACCGAUCGCCGUUCGUGGAAUCCCAUUACGGAGACAUCAGUGGAAACGACGAAUGUACGAACCAACAGUCUUGCCGUCUCUACAUAUAAUGUUCUGGCAGAGUCUACUCAACCACCACCCCGAGACCGAUAUGACCUCCUGGUUAAGCAUAUUCUUUCCACACACGCCCUGGCAGAUGUCCUGGUUCUCCAGGAAGUCUGUGAUGAUUUUCUGAUAUUCUUGCUUUCUCGUGAUGACAUUCGUCGACGAUACCCAUUUGUUACACAUGGACCUCCAGGCCAGGACGGGAUACCCCCUCUCCCGAGCCUCCGGAACAUUGUUGUCUUUUCUCAGUGGAAGUUUACUUGGGCCUGGCUGCCAUUUGAAGCGCGGCAUAAGGGCGCAGCCAUUCUGAAACUGGAUGGAACCGGGGACUUAAUUUCUUCCCUGCCUACCGUGAUCGCUGCUGUCCAUCUUAGUUCAGGGUUAACCGAUGCCACUGUGGACAGUAAAAUGUCCCAGAUACGCACCAUCUUAAGCCUGCUAGAUAAAGACUACCCCGAUAACCCCAGUGUCAUUGCUGGUGAUUUCAACUUCGCCACUUCGCAGGAGGUUAUUGAUACGUCUUUGAAGCAAAAGACUAUUUCAUCAGCUAGCGUGGAGAAGAUAAUGGGGCUCAACUAUUUACUAUCCAAGGCUCAAUUUAUGGACGGAUGGGCUGUUAGUUGUGCUGAAUUUGGGGAUGCCCCCACAGAUCCAGUCACGGACGACAGCUCUGGUGAAGGGGAGCAUGGAGCCACAUUCGAUCCGAUCUCGAACCCUCUUGCAGCCCAAUCCUCAGUCAAUGGUAGACCUCAAAGAUAUGAUAGGAUCUUUGUCCGCCAAACCGGCAAAAGCACGGUUACUGAUUUCAAUUUCUUUGGCCUGCCUGAUACCCCUGAAGAUGGGAAACCGUCUCUUUCUGAGUUUGCCAGUGAUCACUGGGGAAUACGGGCCCAAGUGCAGAUUGGGCGUAAUUUGAAAGAAAAUAAAGCUACAGAAGCCGUCUCCAAGGCUGCUCCGUUAGAACUAAAAGAGGUGCCUGAGAGCCUGUCCGCCUCAGAAGGGCUCGAAUCGGGUUUACAGGCUUCUUCGAUGUUUCCUGGUGAAGGUGAUAUCAACACACGAAAAUCUAUCGUCGCUACACUUACAGGAAUCCUGACGGAGCCAAUCCACGACUCUAAUGGUAGAGAUAUCAAAACACCACUUGUUUUGAUUCCUGUUGGCUCCUAUGGUUUAGGUACUUGGAAUCCAAACUCUGACAUUGACUGCCUGUGCAUUGGCGCUAUAAGCUCAAGCACUUUCUUUUCGCUCGCAAUUCAAAGGCUCCGAAGGGCAUCCGCCCACGGAAUACGAAUCUCGAGGAAGGUCAAGGCUGCAACGGGUACAAUGCUGGAGCUACAGGCUGGAAAUAUCAAGCUCGAUUUGCAAUACUGCCCAGCAGCCAAAAUAGCUGAAAGAUGGCAAGAAGCUGCCAAGUUACCGCCUCAGGACCCGAUAUUUGACCUGUCAUUCUAUUCUUUGAUGAAACUUCAACCAUUCAGGGACCAAGAAUAUCUCAAGAGAACGAUACCAGACUUGCACAUAUUCCGCCUUGCUCAUCGUUGCAUUACUUUGUGGGCCAAAUCAUCGGGGGUUUACUCUUCGAAAUUUGGAUUACUGGGUGGCAUCCAUAUAACUAUGAUGCUUUCGAGACUUCAUCAACUUCUUCAUGAAGAUGUAGGACGAGUAACGGCCCCUGAGCUAGUUUCCAUGUUCUUCCGUCAUUAUGCGAAUUUUGACUGGAAAAAUAAGAUUGUUGAUAUCCCUGGAAAGCAGUCGAAGUAUCGCCGCUCACUGAGAGAGCCAAUGGUGAUCCUAACGGUCCAUACCCCUACUAUUAAUGUGGCCAGAGCUGUCACCGCACCUUCGCUGAGAACUAUUGUUUCUGCGCUGAAACGUGCGGAACAACUCCUAGCUGAAGAUGGAGCUACUUGGUCUAAUAUCCUCAGCGAUACUAGUAUCAGCCAUAAUAACCAAACUGGCGCAGAUAAAUUUUUGGUGACCUACAACAACUAUAUCAAGGUCAAUGUGCAAUACUGGGGCCCUUCUUCGGCCCAAGCCAACUCUUUGGUAGGUUGGCUGGAAUCUAGAUUCUUCCGCCUACUCAAUGAUCUUGAUAAAAAUGUUCCGGGUGUUCACGGUCGGAUCUGGCCCGCUCGGUUCACCUCAAAAGACGCACCUGAUGGAGCGGAUGAGGGAGAAACGGAGUAUCAGGGUUGCUACCUAGUUGGACUUGAACGGUUGCAAAGUGCCACGAAUAUCGUAGCAGAAGACGACAAAGAGGCGCUGCGGGCUACCAUGGGUCAAUUCACAGUUAGUCUGCAUGAAGAAACCAAAUACUUCGACUCCACCGUCUGCUGGAUCGAUACCACGCAUGUCAAACAGGCCGAAUUGGGCGAACUCAGACUCGACCAUAGAAGCUGGGGAGAACAAGGAGGGGGGGGAAUGGGUGCAUCGGAUUUCUUCUCCGACGAGGAUGCCGAUGAAGACCCCGAUGAGGAUGAUGAAGUGACCAGUGCCUUCUUUAGCGAGGAACAUGCAGUGAAUAAAGCCAAACCACGCUCCAAGUCUACGGCACCAGCGUCUAAACCGGUCAGCACUAACAAACUCCGUCCCGCGGCAGAUAUUAUCAGCCGUCUUCGCUGGGAUCCUAAGAUUGAUUCUGGCGAUUACAUCGUUGGCUAUGAGGAUCGGUUUCUAGGAGAGAAAGAGACGCCGCUUUCCAGGUGGAAGUCAGAACAGACGGAUGAGGAGUUUAUACCGCAACACCGGAUUAUUUACUUCAAGAGGAAGAGUGAUGGAAGACGUGUCUGGGAUAGGGAGACAAGGAAGGAUGAGAUUUUCGGAAGCGGAAUUGGGGGAGAGAAGCUGGCUUGA
Molecule: messenger RNA, 3666 nt
Organism: Arthroderma uncinatum
Lineage: Eukaryota; Fungi; Ascomycota; Eurotiomycetes; Onygenales; Arthrodermataceae
Product: DUF455 domain-containing protein
Exons: 3
Coding region: 1-3666 (1221 amino acids)
Cellular component (GO): nucleus
Molecular function (GO): poly(A) RNA polymerase activity; RNA binding
Source: RefSeq, a predicted model, not a curated record